AUGAACCGCUGUGUGUGCCGCUGCGUGUGCCGCUGCAUGAACCGCUGUGUGUGCCGCUGCGUGUGCCGCUGCAUGAACCGCUGUGUGUGCCGCUGCGUGUGCCGCUGCAUGAACCGCUGUGUGUGCCGCUGCGUGUGCCGCUGCAUGAACCGCUGUGUGUGCCGCUGCGUGUGCCGCUGCAUGAACCGCUGUGUGUGCCGCUGCGUGUGCCGCUGCAUGAGCUGUGUGUGCCCCUGUGUGUGCCACUGCGUGUGCCGCUGCGUGUGCCGCUGCAUGAACCACUGUGUGUGCCGCUGCGUGUGCCCCUGCGUGUGCCGCUGCAUGAACUGCUGUGUGUGCCCCUGUGUGUGCCACUGCGUGUGCCGCUGCAUGUGCCGCUGCAUGAACCACUGUGUGUGCCGCUGCGUGUGCCCCUGCGUGUGCCGCUGCGUGAACCGCUGCAUGUGGCCCUGUGUGUGCCGCUGCAUGAACCGCUGUGUGUGCCGCUGUGUGUGCCGCUGCGUGUGCCCCUGCGUGUGCCGCUGCAUGAACUGCUGUGUGUGCCCCUGCGUGUGCUGCUGCGUGAACCGCUGUGUGUGCCCCUGUGUGUGCCACUGCGUGUGCCGCUGCGUGUGCCGCUGCAUGAACCGCUGUGUGUGCCGCUGCGUGUGCCGCUGCAUGAACCGCUGUGUGUGCCGCUGCAUGUGCCGCUGCGUGAACUGCUGUGUGUGCCGCUGUGUGUGCGGGCACCUUCUUGCUGGGGUUGCCAGCAGACCCACUGACAGGACUCGUGGGGUUCUCGUGGUACCAGGGUCCUUCCCGCUGUGA
Molecule: messenger RNA, 807 nt
Organism: Myotis brandtii (Brandt's bat)
Lineage: Eukaryota; Metazoa; Chordata; Mammalia; Chiroptera; Vespertilionidae
Product: keratin-associated protein 5-1-like
Exons: 2
Coding region: 1-807 (268 amino acids)
Source: RefSeq, a predicted model, not a curated record